AUGCACGUCGCCUGCGUGCCGUUCGGCGGCGUGCACAUCGUGCUCGUCGGCGACUUCCUGCAGCUGCCGCCGGUAAGGGCGGGUUCAAUCUACUUGGACCCCAUGUACAAGGCGCGGCCGAGCACCGUCGGCGUCCAGGGCUUCGAGUUGUGGCGACAGGUUACAACCAUCGUCAUGCUGGACGAAUCGCGUGAGCGACCUGCGUACGUCGCGACGGCGAAGGGCAUCACGAACGGCACGCUCGGCCGACUCGAGUACGUCCACUUCCCGGCCGACACCGAGUUCCGGCUCGUCCGCGACGCUGCAACGUCGAUGAUCGUGCGCCUGCCGAGCCGCGCACCAGAAUACGCCGUGAUCCGCGUACCGCGCCCGCAGGCUGUCGCGGUGCGGCCGGGCGGCGACCCAGAUCGGUUCCCCGUCUUGUUCAACACGAAGGCCAAAGCGAAGACCACAAUCAGGCUCGCGCCGGCGCCCGACGGCCAACCGCGCGCCGUCACCGUGCGACCGCAGCAAUUCCCCUUCGCGUGCGCGGUCGGGUCGACCGUGUACAUAGUCCAAGGCGAAACGCUACGGUCAAUGGUCGUCGUCGACGGUCGUGAUUAA
Phytophthora sojae is the source of this 603-nucleotide messenger RNA. RefSeq lists its product as hypothetical. Bases 1 to 603 code for a protein of 200 amino acids. The transcript has 3 exons. Lineage: Eukaryota; Oomycota; Peronosporomycetes; Peronosporales; Peronosporaceae. The record is from RefSeq and is a predicted model, not a curated record.